AUGUCACUGUCGUCCUCGUGCUACAAGGCCACCCAAUCUGAAAGUAUCCCCCAUUGCCAGUAUGAAAAGAUAGCAAUCACAAUGACACCAACCGCCCGUCAGCGUCGCCAGCUUGUAUGCAACGACGACGAUGACGAUGAGUCAAACAGCAGAAACAACAACGCAACUCAUGUGACCACUAUGCUGCGCGUAGACUGCACUGUUUGCGUCGAGUAUCCUCAGUACCCUUACAGCAUCCAUGUCUUUGCUCUGGAGGAUUUGGAUGUCAUUCUGGACCAGGGAUUGCUGACACACCCAACCUAUACAUUGGAUCAAAAAUCCAUUACGGCUGCAAAGUUAUCCGAGGCACUACUAGAUCCAUCCAACAUCACAAAUGAGUUUCUUUGUGCCGCCAUAUUCCAGCUCUUCUGUGACCGAGUCGCUCCGAUUUACCCAUUGGUAUUUUCACCGGAGUACCGCAUGAAAUUGGCCGAAUUGACACGCUACAUACCCCCUAUCGCUCAAUCAAUACAUAACUUAAUCACUCGUCAGCAGAGCCAUGAUCAUCAGCACCACCAUAAAUAUGCUAGCGAGACCAGUAAAAUUUGCUUGGCACUUAUUCAGGCAACAGCAGCAUCUCAAUCAAGUAGAGCUCUUCGACCGAUUUCGGAUCAACAGAACCCACAACAGCUAGAGGAUGAUACGUGGACAAACGUGGUGAUCGCUCUUUACUGCUAUUUCAAGGGUACAUUACCGUUUCCGAAAUAUGAAAAGAUAAAGGGCAUUACUGUUUCUACAACUGAAACUUCUUUCACUGCUGCUGCCGCUCAGCAGAGAGGCACGCCAACUCCUUACGAGUCCGUUGUUGAUAGGUGGACGCAGUACGACUACUAAAAAAAAUAUCAUUUCUUAACAAAGCACAUCUUCAAAUUAGCGAUUAUCG
Zychaea mexicana is the source of this 922-nucleotide messenger RNA. RefSeq lists its product as uncharacterized. Bases 1 to 873 code for a protein of 290 amino acids. Lineage: Eukaryota; Fungi; Mucoromycota; Mucoromycetes; Mucorales; Lichtheimiaceae. The record is from RefSeq and is a predicted model, not a curated record. The transcript is spliced from 6 exons.